Molecule: messenger RNA, 510 nt
Organism: Melampsora larici-populina 98AG31
Lineage: Eukaryota; Fungi; Basidiomycota; Pucciniomycetes; Pucciniales; Melampsoraceae
Exons: 2
Coding region: 1-510 (169 amino acids)
Source: RefSeq, a predicted model, not a curated record
AUGAGCACUACACCAGUACCUUCAGGUCUCUUACUACAACAUCCUCGUUUUGACAGCCCCAAUCUCACCUUUGAAUCAUCUCCUCUUACGGCUGAGUUUGAUAGCCGCAAUCUAAAUCAUAACUCGUCUCCUCUUGCGUCUGAUCAGCAAAACUGUCUUCGAACGUCCCGAAGUCAUCUUUAUCAAGGACAUCGUCCUGAAAGCUUUGUUCUCAGGGAUGGUGACGAGGACUUGAUGGUCGAGUGGCGUGCACGUCAGCGUACCUUUGAUGUUGGACUGAUCUAUGCCUUACUAUCUCUAGUCCUGUUAUUAUUUAUUCAUGUACGCCGCAGAAGAUUGAAUUGUGAUCUUUCUGAUAAGUAUGUGAACCAAACUUUAGAGGGCGCACAAAAACCACGUCAAAAAAGAUGGGGACGGGAAUUUCGCACUGCGGGAGAUGUGAUUAUAAUUCUUUCAUUGAUUGUGUUAGCUAUACAGAUUGCUUUAAUCGUGAUCAUAGUUCGGAUUUAA